AUGAGUUCCCAAGUUGAAUAUAUUCCUACACUCGAGUAUCCCGCAGGGAAGGAGUGUAGGUCGUUCUCGGCGCCGCGAGAGAUCGGGUCCAACACAUACUCGGAGUAUACCGAUAUCCUGGACACAGAUUUCGAUUCAGAUUCACAAUCAGAGUCAGGCGAAGAUUCAUCACACAGGAGUGUUCGUUCGUUUGGAAGUGCAAGUGUCACCACUGCGUCGACUCCAGACGACGUCAAGACGCCGUGUUCUACUGGCCUAACUGCCUUUCACUUCCAUAUCGACGAAAAUCCUGUUGCUGGCCCAACAGGGCCACACCUGUUCGGCCUCUCGGAUGGUAUGGAAAUCAAGUCGAGCGUUGAGGUUGAUUUGAUUUACGAAGACACACCUGGUAGUGCUACCACAACUUUGUAUCCAGCUGCAUCCAAGCUUGGCCCCUACAGGAGAGAUACCCCUGUCCCUUCUCGGUCCGAAAAGGUCAAUUCUCAGAACUACACUCCAGAUGUGAUACUCCACAGUGCCCCCACACAACCCGAUGAGGGUAAUGUCUCGAGCUGGACUCCGCAAGAUGUUGUUGAGUGGAUGCAAAAGCGAAAUGUGGCCCAAGAGAUCGUGGAAAAGUUUUUCAUCAAUGAUAUCUCAGGAUCCAUUCUCCUGGAACUGCAGCCAGAAGAUUUAAAAGAACUGGACAUCUCAUCUUUUGGGAAGCGACAUACAUUAAUGAACUCGAUCCGCGAGCUGCGCGAGAGGGUUUCUGUCUCAUACAAAGAGCUCCCACCCAUUCCACCACCGGAGCAUAUUUCAAGGGAGGCAACUCCACAGUCGGCAAUGGCUGAUGUCGGUGUCACUUGCACUUCCACCCCAGUGGCGUAUGAUGAAGAAUCUGCGCGCAAGGACAGAGAGUACCUAUUUCAACAACAGCAGAAACAUCGCCGUCGCCGCGGAGCACGGGUACUUGGACCCGAAGACUCUGUUUCAAUCGUCGGCAUCGAGCAAGUCUUGCCCAGACUUCACAGAUGUUCCAAGGGAGAGGAUUGCCGCAAAUGGUUAAAGCAGCACGCAAAAUUAUCUCGCAUGGUCAGGGACCUUCCGAUUGAAUCGUUGGGAAGUUCAAUGGUUAUUACAGGUGACCCAGGAAAUGCGGCCACUGCACGCAAUCUCGCAAAGCCAUCCAAGCUGGAGCCGAAAUCAGAUGUGACCCCGUCAAUUGUCGCCUCUUCUGAUGCUCUUGGUCCCGUCCAACCCAACAAUCUUCCUCUUUCCCAGGAUAAGCUCCACGAUGUGCAACCUAGAGAUGCCCAGGAGAAUGUCCGUAACUUUUUGAACUUCCAGCGUCUGAGCCGGCUGAGGCCAGUAAACGACCCUUCAACACCCCCGAGAGAUACAUUUCCUUCUCCUGGAUCUGACUCUCCUGGAACUCUGGCUGAGAACCUCCGAAGCCUUCCCAGGCUUCGUAUUCCAAGCAGCUAUGAUACAGUAGGAGGCUCUGCUCUUUCCCCACCCGCCCUUUCCGGACAACGAACCAUCACCCCUUCGGUUGUUCACAGGAAACGGCCAUUUCAAAGCCACAUCCCGGAAGUGUCUACUGUAUCACAAGACUCAGUCUUCUCUCCAUCCGACUACUAUCGCCAGGACCCCCACUAUGAACAGUCCACACCGUUCUCUGAGAUGGAUGUUCCUUUGACGGCCAUUCAACUCGGUCCAAUUGAGAGAAACAUCUCGCAAUCAGUCCCACCUGAUAUGCGAUUUGGUCAUUACCAAUACCCAACCACCGAUCCAAUCUACCGCCCAAGAUCCACCAAGCUUGACAAUCACAGAAAGAAGCCAUCUUUUGUCUCGAACAUUACCCCCGUUCUGACUCGUCUGGAUGAAGGCCGGAUGAUGGAGCCCAUUGAAACCCCAGAGGACUUGGAUCGCACUCCCCGCGCUGGCCAUUGCCGCCCCAAUCCUUUCAGUCCCACCGGCGAGCCUAAUACCGAUAUAAUCCAUGCUGGCUGGAUGAAGAAGCGAAAGAAUGCUCGCUUCCUACGCCAUGAGUGGCAAGACCAUCACUUUGCCCUCCGCGGCACCCAGCUCGCCAUGUAUACGAACGAGGAGGACUCGCAGCAGGUCGCCAAAGCCCUCGAGUACAUCGAUGUUGACGAUUACGCUGUGGCUUGCUCUUCCCUUGCUUCCAGCUCCAAGCUGACAGCCGCAUUUAAGAAGACUGUUCUAAAGCGCACAGACGACACUCGCGGAGACACUGCCUUUGCUUUCUCGUUGAUUCCAUCACCCAGCAGCUCUAACUAUGAGCGCAAAACUAUCUUCACCAAUGGCAGCAAAGCCCAUCAUUUUGCAGUCAAAACUCGCGAUGAGCGAAUUGACUGGAUGCGCGAGCUGAUGCUGGCCAAAGCCCUCCGAAGGGGUCGCGAAAGUGGUGCCUCUCUCAAUGUGAAUGGCGCCCCCUUCUAG
Molecule: messenger RNA, 2448 nt
Organism: Penicillium robsamsonii
Lineage: Eukaryota; Fungi; Ascomycota; Eurotiomycetes; Eurotiales; Aspergillaceae
Product: SAM and PH domain-containing protein
Exons: 3
Coding region: 1-2448 (815 amino acids)
Molecular function (GO): protein binding
Source: RefSeq, a predicted model, not a curated record